This is a messenger RNA of Annulohypoxylon truncatum, 2825 nucleotides long. RefSeq names its product ras GEF. NCBI's taxonomy places the organism in Eukaryota, Fungi, Ascomycota, Sordariomycetes, Xylariales, Hypoxylaceae. Gene Ontology annotation, biological process: positive regulation of GTPase activity; Ras protein signal transduction. The record is from RefSeq and is a predicted model, not a curated record. Gene Ontology annotation, cellular component: plasma membrane. The transcript has 4 exons. Gene Ontology annotation, molecular function: GTPase activity; guanyl-nucleotide exchange factor activity; GTP binding. The coding region runs from base 274 to 2673 and encodes 799 amino acids.
CUUAGAUUCCUUGUCGUCGGUUCACGGCUCGAUUUAAUCUCUGCAUAGAUAUCAUAAACGAAGUAAACCCACCCCUUAUUACACCAUACAUACAACUAUAGUCAUGAGAGCUCUUCGGUGAAGCUCCCCAUGCCGACUCUACACACUAGGUUACUAAUUAUAUGUGAUCUUGAUGCUCGGGUGCGCUUCUUAAGCUCAUUUCCUUAAGACUCAGACCGUGCGAUUUAUAUAGCCGAGGAUCAAGUCUUGAGUUGGCCACAUGCGAUCGACAAAAUGGAGAGCAUCAACAUUUCUGUCAUCGGGGCCAAUGGAGUCGGCAAGUCCCACUUCAUACAAAGGGCGAUGUCCCUACCACGCGUUCCCGGCCCCAAUCCCACAACCGCGCGCAUUAAUAUCGAUAAUGUGCCUUACGCCGUUACUCUAUUUGAGUUGGAUCUCGAGUACUUCGACGUAGAUCCCGAUCGGCAAAUUAAGUGGCCAAAGCAGAUGGGCGGUGCCAUUGUACCGAGUGUAAAUGGCGUUUUGCUCUUAUACGAUGUUACGAACAGGGAGAGCAUCAUAGAGUUACCUCAAACCCUAAAUGCUCUCGUGAAUUCGUCAUUGCCGGCAGUCCUGGUCGCAACGAAGUGCGAUAACCCAGAGAGUUCAAGGCAGAUUGACACGGAGGCAGUUGCUGCGGCAUGUCAGUCAUGCCUUGCAACUUUUAAAACGUCCGCGAACAAACCGGAGAGCGCGAGGAUAGCUUUAUCUACGCUUCUUAAGGCAUUGGUGUUGCGGAGCCUGGAGUCGGAGGGUACGGACGGGAUAGGUCCGAGGCGCAGGGCAGCUUCGGCUGCGCAUCUUGAUACCCAACUAGAAUCAUCAAACGCCCGGCCUUUAAGUCAACAUAGCAAACACAGCCGCGCUAGCUCAGAUAUGUCACUACUCCGGGGCUUUCCAACCCAACCAGGAUCGGAUUACCGCUCUACAAGGUCACCUCGCGUUGAUUAUACGGGGAGUCAUGUCACCGGCCAAUUUCCAGACACUUCAGAAGACGAUCCAAACCAGAGCGUUUCGAGUAUGCUCCGUACGACGGGCAUUAGGUUAGAUCGGUCCCAGAAUGCUGCCUCGUUCCUCGAUGUCGAGGAUUCGGAUGCGGAAUCUAUGAGAUACUCCGAUGACAUACCUUUGCUGCAACGAAGCGAUGAAUCGGUUUUUGAGAGACCGGCAAAGAAACUUGGCGUCACUUUUGACGAGUUAGUAGAACGUCUUGUUGCUCCCAAGAUGUCUAGGGCAGACAACAAUUUCUUGGAUAUUUUCCUGUGUCUGUAUCGCAAGUUCUCAACGCCUGGACACCUCUUUUCGUCACUUCUAUCCCGGCUGGAACGCAUCAAGGACGACAAAUCUGUCCAUUAUCUCACUAAGACGGCUACGCAACUUCGAAUCAUUGAGGUGAUUGCAAAGUGGGUCGCGACUUAUCCGGGGGACUUUGCGCGGCCUGGGACAAGAAGAAAGUUGGAGGAUUUUGUGAGACACUUGUCCACAGAGCCAAUCUUUUCCGCGGCCGCACAGCAAAUGCGUCGAACAUUAGAGUAUGCUGUGAUCGAGGCAGACGACACAGGUUGGGAGAAAGCUGAUAGCGCCGAGGACAUCAUAGCAGACGAAAGCGAACUGGCUGCAAAAGAUGCCUCAAGGCGCUUUGGCGAUUUAUCAGAAAGCAUGAGCUCCCUUGGGGUUGGUGAGCCGAUCGAACGCCGACCUUCAGCCAGCUCGUCUCUGCAGACGGAUUCCGGGACUGGUGGAAAGAUUCAUUCGUUCCAAUUCCAUUCGUACGAGGAUUAUGAACGAGAGGCGGCGACAAUGGUCCCUACGUAUACGUUGCCCCUAACCAAAUUCCGAUAUCAUAUAUUCAUGGACACGCAGAACGACGACAUCGCGGAUGAGAUGACGCGUAUUGAUUGGGUCAUGUUUUCUUCGAUUCGGAUACGUGACUUGGUCCGGCACGUCAGCCUAUCUACCGAACAGAAGGAGAAGUGCAGAGCCAUGAAGAACGUGAACCGCAUGAUUGCCCAUUUCAACCACAUUGCGGUCUGGGUUUCCAAUUUGGUCCUCAUGCGAGAUAAAGCCAAGCAUCGCGCCCAGAUGCUGGAGAAAUUUAUGAACAUCGCCCUGAAGCUAAGGCAGCUAAAUAAUUACAACGGUCUGGCAGCCGUGCUUGCCGGCAUCAACGGAACAGCCAUUCACCGUCUUUCCCAGACUAGAGCACUCGUGCCAGCAGAUGUCCAAAAACGGUUUGCGAGGUUGGUACUUCUAAUGGGAACCCAGAAGAGCCACUUCGCCUAUCGACUCGCCUGGGAAAAUUCGCCAUUACCACGCAUACCUUUUAUUCCGUUACAUCGUAGAGAUCUCGUGUCAGCCGAAGAAGGUAGCAUGACGCUGGUGGGGCCUCAAGGGGAUCGAAUAAACUGGAAGAAAUUUGAGAUUUUAGGAGAAAUCCUCCUGCCUAUCAUGAAGAGCCAGGGCACUCCCUAUCCAAACUUAUCCAAGCAUGAUACGGCAAGAGAACUCAUUCUAGACUGCCUGAUGCCUACGGACGAAGAGGACAUCUAUCAGCGCAGUAUUCAGGUAGAAUCUCCUAGCGGUGGCCCUGUGGAUCCCGGGAAGAAGAAAUUCCCCUGGUUUGCGAAAUCAUAACGACCACGUUCAGUCUCACUUAUGGUCGAUAAAGGAUUAAUUUAAUGGCCAAUACUAAGAAGGCAUGCUUAUCGGAUCAACGCGGGAGUUGGUGGUAGCCGGGCGACCUUAAACCCUAACCCCUGUUUCUGAAUAUGACUGUUUCAAGGGUA